ACAUUCUUCUGCACUUCUGUCUGUAGUAUGGAGCCUGAAUUCAUGCAGUAAAUUAACUUUGAACUUUAUCUUUACAAUUUUUUUCACUCAUACUGGACAUAAAGUUUGUCUUACAGAAGCUACAGACAAUUGUAGAGCAGGAAAAAUAUGAGCGCUGCUCAUUUUUAAUGAUUUAUUGAAUUACACAUUUCUGUACACUCUUUUAAAAAAAGAACAUACAUAAGGUAACCUAAGCCUGUUCGUAAAAGAAUUCUCUGUCUUCAUAAGGACCAGCCCACAAAUUAGUACAUAUUAAAGCUCAUAUGUGUCAACACAUCUGAGGAAAGAAGAAAUCCUGGACAGAGAGAACACUCGCAGCUGUGGAAGAGACACCUUCCUAGUAAAAGAUGCUGCUGGAAAUCAUGAGUGGAUGUUAAGAGACUUAUGGUGAGGUUCAAGCCUAUGCACGAUCCUACAUGCCAACCCUCCUUCCCCGCUUCAUGUGGCAUAAGCUUUUCGGAUGUUCGAAUUGAUCCGAAUGUACGAAUACUAACAAAUUUGUACGAAAAUCCAUUUGUUAUGAACGGGAACACACAUGUCUAGUCAGGCAUCAGUAUCGUGUGCAAGAGACCUAAUUGUCCUAACCUAACGAUCCAAGAAAAAUGAACAUGAAAGACGAAACUGAAGGAAACCAUCUAGAUGAACAGUCACAACAUGUUCAUAUACAACUGGAAAGGAAAGUCGAUAAAAGUGUGAAUAUUGGGAAGAGUCUGAAAGCGAAGCUAAGAAAGAAAUGUACCUGUUCUGCCAAAGGGGCCAAAAAGACAUUCACAGGUUUUCUCCCUGUAUUUCGAUGGCUUCCAAAAUACAACUUCAAAGAAAACACAUGGGGAGAUGUGAUGUCAGGGCUUAUAAUUGGCAUUAUCUUAGUGCCUCAAGCCAUAGCAUAUUCCCUGUUAGCAGGUCUAAAACCAAUAUACAGCUUAUACACAUCAUUCUUUGCCAAUUUAAUAUACUUCUUAAUGGGGACAUCUAGACACGUGUCUGUGGGCAUUUUUAGCUUGCUUAGCCUUAUGGUUGGCCAAGUUGUGGAUCGAGAAGUACAGCUGGCAGGAUUUGACCUGGAUGAUGAUGCUGUCUAUAGAAUGGAAGGCAUAAACGGCAGUGACAUCAUAAAUGUAACAUCAGUCAACAUUAGUUUUGGCCUAAUGGACAUUGAAUGCGGAAAGGAGUGCUACGCUAUUAGUGUGGCAGCUGUACUAACUUUCAUGGCAGGGGUCUAUCAGCUUCUCAUGGGAAUAUUUCGACUGGGUUUUCUUUCCAUAUACUUGUCAGAAUCUAUGUUGGAUGGAUUUGCAACAGGUGCCUCACUGACAAUUUUAACAGCACAAGUAAAAUAUCUCCUUGGAAUAAAAAUCCCACGCAGUCCAGGUAUAGGGAUGUUAGUAAUUACAUGGAUUAACAUAUUUAAAAAUAUUCACCAUACAAAUGUUUGCGAUGUGAUCACAAGCGCCAUAUGUAUAGCAGCAUUAGUGGCUGCCAAAGAGCUUGGGGAUCGUUACAAAGACAAAAUAAAGAUCCCCCUGCCAACUGAACUAGUUGUCAUUGUAGUUGCCACACUUGUGUCACACUACUGCAAUCUCAAUGAACUCUAUGGCUCAAGUGUUUCAGGCGUAAUUCCAACCGGAUUUAUACCGCCAAAAGUACCCGAAUUAAGUCUAGUGAGCAAAAUAGCAGUGGAUGCUAUUCCUCUUGCAGUCGUUAGUUUUGCAUUCACAAUAUCUCUGUCUGAAAUGUUUGCCAAGAAGUAUUCGUAUACAGUGGAAGCUAACCAGGAGAUGUUUGCUAUUGGCUUCUGCAAUAUAAUCCCAUCAUUUUUCCACUGCUUUGCCACCAGUGCGGCUCUUGCUAAGACACUUGUUAAGACUUCAACAGGAUGCAAAACACAAGUUUCCAGUGUUGUUAGUGCCAUUGUGGUUCUGUUGGUUUUGCUUUUCUUUGCCCCAUUAUUUUACUCACUACAAAAGUGUGUCUUGGCCUGUAUAAUAAUUGUCAGCUUACGUGGUGCCCUCAGAAAAUUUAGAGAUUUACCAGCUCUAUGGAAGCUAAGCAAAACAGAUGGAGUUACCUGGAUUGUUACUGUGGCUGCUUCAGCUCUGAUCAGUACAGAAAUGGGCCUCAUGGUAGGGUUGGUCUUUUCAAUGUUAUCUGUCAUUGUGCGCACUCAGAUACCACAUACAGCCACGCUCAGCCAGAUAAAAGACACUGUCUUUUAUGAAGAUGGAAAUAAAUACGAGAAUCUUUCACCCAUACCCAGAAUUAAAAUAUUCAGAUUUGAAGCUCCCCUCUACUAUGCAAACAAAGGCUACUUUCUCCGGUCUGUGUACAAAAUGGCUGGCAUGGAUCCUGGUCUUGAAAUUAUCAAAAGGAAGAAAAUAGAAAAGAAGCAUAGGAAACGAAAACAGGUACAAGAUGAAAAAAGCAUGGAUAACAACGACGGCAAUGAUAUUCAUAUACAGCUAGUAAAUCACAAUAGUGACUUGAAAACAAUUAUUCUUGAUUGCUCCUCAAUAAGCUUUUUAGACACAUCUGGCCUCAAUGCCUUAAAGGGAUUGCUGAAGGAUUACAAAGAAGUACAGAUCGAUGUUCUACUGGCUUGCUGCAACACUUCUGUUAUCGAUGCCCUUAGCAGGGGAAGUUACUUUGGGAAACAAAACAAGGACAUUCGUAAGAUGCUCUUUCACACAAUGCAUGAUGCUGUUCAGUUUGCAAGCGAGAAAGAGCUGACUAUAACAGAUUCCACUGUUUAAAUGGCGAAAAACUUUUCUAACUACUUUGGUGUCAAAGUAUUGACUUAAAAGUAUUGGCAGUGAGACAGCUCAAAACAGCUCUGUCUCAAAAAAAUAAAAUAAAAAAUAUAUACACUCUAAUUCUUCAACGCAUUAGCAGGGGCUCCCCAUAGGAAGCCCUUUCUUGGGCAAAGAGGGACUUGGAAAAGCCUUAGAUCUGUGUUCCUGUCAUAUAAAGGUAAAACAACCCAUUCAUUUUAAAGUGACCCAUCAGCACAGGGUCACUUGAAUGUAAAACAUACCUUUGAAAAGAAGCCACUGCUUCACUGCUCAUGUAUUUGACUGGUCCAGAGUGCCCUGAGUAGCAAAGUAGUGGCUUUUCACCAAAGGGGACCACUGUAAAGGUAAGUGUAUGUAUUCAUCUUUUGCAGGUAUAUUUACAUACACUGUGCUGUAAAGCUUAUUUAUAUUUAUAUCACCAAUAACAAAUUCCCUUUUAGUUUCUAUGUAUUUAAAAAAUGAGUGGAAUCUCUCCAUCAAAGACACAGGGAGCCUUUAAAGCCUUUGUAUGUGUAGAGCAGGGAAUAACUGGAACCCCCCUUUCAGGUUUUUAUGUUUGUUUAUGCCGCUACUUGGUACAGUCCACUCCCUUCUUGCUUGGUCACUAGGGUAGGAAAGAAAGUAAGGGAAAAAUCCUCUGACAGGGACAGAGAGAUUUUUUUUUUAAAUGUUCCCAAUUCUUUCUCACUCUUUCCAUAAUUAAAGUAAAAUAUGGCUGGGGUUCUACUUUAAAGUUGUUCUCCAAUUGUGUUACACUAAACUAUAUAAAAAAAGGUGUGUUACAACAAUAUGUAAAAUACUAUAAGUAAACAAAUCUAGCACUUCCUGUUGAUUUAGAUUUUGGCAUGUAAUGUUCUUCCAAAAGUUACUGACACGUUUUCAUUAAAGUGCUGUAAAUAAAGAGAUAUUUUUAAAGA
Molecule: messenger RNA, 3745 nt
Organism: Rana temporaria (common frog)
Lineage: Eukaryota; Metazoa; Chordata; Amphibia; Anura; Ranidae
Gene: SLC26A1
Product: solute carrier family 26 member 1
Exons: 6
Coding region: 642-2789 (715 amino acids)
Biological process (GO): transmembrane transport
Cellular component (GO): membrane
Molecular function (GO): oxalate transmembrane transporter activity; secondary active sulfate transmembrane transporter activity; chloride transmembrane transporter activity
Source: RefSeq, a predicted model, not a curated record